AUGGCGGACGAAGAAAUGGAAGAUGACUUUGAUCGAGAACGUAAGAGUUUAAUUACGUAUAAAGAAGAAUCAUUUAUAGAAAGACAAUCAAAAGUUGAAAGUUUACCAGAGAUAGAAGAUGUCAAGAUCGAAGAUGAGAAGUAUUUAACCAUUGACGAAAAUGAAGAGCGAAUAAAUACUGAGAACGAUAAGGAAGAAAUCGAAUCACCAUUAUCGAAAGAUCUGGGAGACGUGUCGCUGAAAAAGAAUGAUGCGACCAAUCGAAAAUUUCGAAAUAUUAUAGGAAAACGAGAAUCGAGGAAAGAAGAAUUAGAAAAACUCGAAGGAGAUCUUCGACAACGUCUUGACGUAUUGGAAUGUUCGAUGCCAGCUGUUAUGGUCUGGAAUGUAUGGCAACAUAUGUCCCAGGGUAGUCCAAUACCAAAUCUUCAUCGGCUUAUGGAGAAACAAUUUCGAACUCCAGCUGCCGGUGAAGUUUGUUGUCCGAGUACACCGAGCCGGCAUUAUGACUGUCGAGUACGUGAGAUAGAAGCAGAAAGGAAAGCAGCUCAGAGGAGACUCGAUGAAGCUAGGGUAAUGUGGUUGGAAAAGGAAGUCAAGCUGAAAGAACGUAGAGAGAAAUUGGAGGACGCUAAGAGAAUUCAAAAGGAACGUAAGGAAAAGAUCGAACGUUUGACGAACGAAGCGAAGGAAUUGAGAGAGGCGUUAAAGAAGAUGAACGAGGAGGCUGAAGAGGGGAUGGCUAGUUUCUGCGAGUCAGGUGAAUGCGGUGAUAUACAGUGUCGCGAAAGAUGGUUACGCGGAGUAAACAGCGUCGAUUCGAUUAAGGCAAGUGACGUCGAGUGUUUGGCUCGUCUUCGAGAAUUGGCUGAAAAUGAAUUGACGAUGAAAAAGCAAAUCGCCGAAUUGGAACGCCGAGAGGAAACUUACAUGAGAACACUUCAACAUGCCGACGAAAUGUGGUCGAAGAUGGAAGGGGACACCGCUGAUACAAUGAGCGCUUUACAAAUGCAACUCGAUACGAAAACCAAAACGAAUCAACAGUUGGCGUCUCGUAUAUGCGAACUUGAGGAUGAACUUGAAAAGUUAAGGGCUAAGAUGGCCCUAUGCAAAUCGGAAUUGACAAAAUACGUAAGCGUGGAAAGGAUCGAGACGAUUAUAGGUAGCGAGGACGAUUUCGCAAAAACAACGGAUAAAAUGGUUGGAAUCAGGCCAAAAAUCGCUGACAAGGCCAUCGAAAAGGAAUACGAUGUAUUCGAUAAAGAGAUUCUUAUGAAAGUUGAUGUUGAAGAUAAAGAAGUGAGUAUCGAUGUUGAGAAACCAAUUGAAUUUAUGGAAUCAGAGGAUGAAGAAACGAUUAUCGAUGCUAAAAAACCAAUUGAAUUUAUGGAAGCAGAGGAUGAAGAAGCGAUUAUCGAUGCUGAGAAACCAACUGAAUUAAUGAAGCCAGAGGAUGAAGAAUUUAUGGAAGCAGAGGAUGAAGAAGCGAUUAUCGAUCGUGAGAAACCAAUUAAACUUAAAGAUCUAAAAGAAACAGAAGUGGAUAUUGAUAUUGAUGAUAUUGAUAUUGAGAAACCAACUAAACCUAUUGAACCAGAGAAAAUGGAUGCAAUUCACAAGUACUUGUCUAUGUUAGGCUCUUUAGACGAACUAUAUUACGACGAUGAUUAUGGUAUCUGUAGUCCAGAAUACGAAUGCUACGAAGAUUGGCAGGAACCUGAAAUUGACGAAGAACAACCUUCGAUCGUUCAUCCUGACUUUCCUCCAAUAAUUACUGAAAAAGUCGUUCCUACCGAUGAUAUAAAAGAAAAGCUAAAAGAUUUGAAACAAAUCGAUGAUAAAGAGGAAAAAGAUGAAACUUACGAAGACAUUGACGAAAAAAUGAAAGAACCCGAACAAGUUGAAGAAAAAGUUGAUGUACCUGAACUUAAAGCUGCAAUCGAUAAGGACAGUGCCAACGUACCAUUGAUUAAACUUCGAUCAUGGUUCUAUACCGUCGAUUCGAUUCGUUCCGUCAUAUCAAAAUGUCCUACGUGCUCCGUCGUAAAACUCGAUGUAGAUACUUUGAUCGAAGAUAUUGGAAAAUAUGCAGAAGUUGAUGCUACAGAAAUAACAUUAAAGUUAACAAUCGAAGUGGAAGCGGACAAGAAGGAACCAAUUGUAGAUGAACUAAAGAAAGAAGUUGUGCCUGAAAUUAUGGAAGAAGUAAUAUCUCCAGAGGAUAUAAUAAGAAAAAUUGAAAUAGAACCAGAAAGAGAAAUUUUGUCAGAUUUGGUAAAGAAACCAAUCGAAGAAAUCAAAGAAGAAAUAUCUAUGAUGGUUGAAGAGAAACCUAAGAUCGAGGAAGCUGAAGUCGUGAAACCUAUAAUUACAGAAGUACUUCCAAAAGUAAUAAAAGAGAAGGACAAAGUUGAAUUAAUCGUAGAGCCUCCUACAUUAGUGCCUGAUAAAGUAGAUGUUAUUUUUGAGAAACCCAAGGAAGAAAUAACAGAAGAUGCUGACAUUCCAAUUAAAGAACCUGAAAUUGAAUAUGAUAAGUUUAUAGUACCAACAAAGGUAGAGAAGAUGGAAAAAGAUAUUGUGGUAGUAGACGAAGGGAUGAAAGAAAAAAAGGAUUUGGAAGAUGAAACGAAAAUAAUAUUACCUAUUCAAGAAUUAAUCGAUGAAAAGAAAAAGGAGGAUAAAAAAGAUAUCGAACUUACGGAUGAUAUCGAUAAGGAUAUAAUCAAGGAAAUCGUUGAGUUAGAAGAAAAAAUCGAAGAAAUCAAAGUUGAACAUGUAGUUCCUAUCCGAGAAAAACAUGAUAUUGAAGAUGUUGAAAAACUAUUAACAGAGGAAGAAACGAUGGAAGAGAAAAAGAAAGCCGAAGUUGUUGCAGUAAAAGUAGAGGAAUUAGAAGCGAAAGUUCUACCUAAACCAGAGAUCGAAGAGGAAGAGAUAAUCGAACCAUUGUUGAAAAUAAAAUUGGAGAAGGAAGUUCCGUUUGCCGAAGAAAUAUUUGUCGAUGCGAAAACAUUGGAAGAUUUACCAUUGAUAAAGGAUAUCCCGGAAACAUUGAAAUAUGACGAAAUCCCAAUCGAAGAGGAUGUAGAACGAAUAGUAGUAACGGAUAAAAUUCCUGUGGAAGAUAAACCAGAAGAUAUGGAAGAGAUAAAAGAAAUAGAAGCAGAAGUAGAACCAAAAGAAGAAGUGGCAGAAGUAGAACCAAAAGAAGAAGUGGCGGAAGUAGAACCAGAAGAAAUGGUGAAAGUAGAACCAGAAGAAAUGGUAAAAGUAGAACCAGAAGAAGAAGUGACAGAAGUAGAACCAGAAGAAAUGGUGGAAGUAGAACCAGAAGAAAAAGUGACAGAAGUAGAACCAGAAGAAAUGGUGGAAGUAGAACCAGAAGAAAUGGUGAAAGUAGAACCAGAAGAAGAAAUGGUGAAAGUAGAACCAGAAGAAGAAAUGGUGAAAGUAGAACCAGAAGAAGAAGUGGCAGAAGUAGAACCAGAAGAAGAAGUGGCAGAAGUAGAACCAGAAGAAGAAGUGGCAGAAGUAGAACCAGCAGAAGUGAUAAAAGAAAUAAAAAUGGAACCAAUAGAAGAGAUAGAAGAAAUAGAAGAAGUAGAACCAAUAGAAGAAGUAGAAGAAAUAGAAGAAAUAGCAGUGGAACUGAUAAAGGAAUUGAUAGAACCUUCGCUAAUUUCCGUGAAAGAAGAGGAAGAAGAAGAAGAAGAAGAAGAAGAAAUUAAGGAAAAACUUAAAAUACCGAUCGAUCCACGAAUUGUGCCAAUGCCAUAUUUAGCCGUGGCGGAUAUAGAAGAAAUAAAGAAAGAACCCUCGAUCGAUGCUGUAAUUAAAAAGGAGAUGAUACCUUGUGUUUGUAAAAAACCCGAAGAAAUUACGCGACCACCUGUUUUACCGCCAAUGCAAAUCAUUAUCAAUAAGACCGAAAUCGUUCAGACGGUCAUUCAUAAGGGCACUCAGACUAGGGUCGUUCAAUCUACGAAAAUAAAAACGACGGAUCAAAAGUCAACAAGAAUGAAUGAUUCUGAAAUAUCAUCGAAAAAAAUGCAUUGGCAAAAGAGACCAAAAAAUAAAUCGGCCUUACCUUGUUCCCAUGUAAGUUCCCAAACGUCAACGACACAUGAUUCCAUUUCAAGCGAAAAACAACGUUUAUUUAUUAACAUUUUGAAAUCUCUUAAACUUGAUUUAAGUACGGAAGAAAAGAAAAUCAGAUCGAUAAAUUACAGUCAAUUCAAUGUAACGGAUAAAUGCAAUUGUUGCGUUUGCGGAAAAGAUAAUAUUUCUUUUCGAGCAUUCGAUAAACAUUGUAAUCGUACGUUCUUGAAAGAUUUAAAAACGGACGUUCCAAAAAUAGAUCAAAAUGGGCAAGACGAAAGUACAUUGAAAUCUAAUAUCACGGGAAAACUACGAACUUGCAUUCCUUAUAUUUCUCCAAAAAUUUCUAAAGCCAUCGAAGAAAUUUGUGAUCGAGAAAUGUGUACUUGUUCGACGUUGAUUGAAAAAGGUAAGAGAAAUAUUAACAAAUCCGAAAAAAAAGAUCAAUCUUGUUUGGCAAAGAUGUCCAACAAAUUGCCUAAAAUAUGUAAUAACUGUAAUCGAAAAAAAGACGAAGGAAGAUUCAAAGGAACUAUGUAUCAAGAUAAAUUAAUAAAAUGUAAUAUGGCGAAAAUUAAAGAUACGAAGGAUCAAAAGGACCUCGACAAUUCUUCGAAUUGUAUUUGUACGAACGUAGAAAAAAGUCAGAGCGGACGAUUAUUAAAACAAGAAAUUUGUGGUUGCGAAGAAUUAUGAUGUGCGAUUUAAUGACGAUUUAAAAAUAAUAAGAUUAUUGGCCGAGAAUUAUCAGCGGCGGAUAAUAAGUUUCGUUAACUAUAAUAUAAUAAAUCGUCCAAUGGACCAAUCAUGCACGUUAUAAUGAAAAAAAAAGUAAUAAGAUAUUUAAGAAGGCGUUACACCAAUUCAUUUAACGUAAGAAUUCGUAUAAUGAAAGAGCAUUCUGUUUGACGACGUAAAAGAGACGAAUAGAAUAGAAUAGAAUAGAAUAGAAUAGAAUAGAAUAGAAUAGAAUAGAAUAGAACAGAAUAGAAUAGACUAGCAUAGAAAAAAGAUAAGAAAUGAAAUGAAAUGAAAUGAAAUGAAAAAAAAAAAAGAAGAAGAAGAAGAAGAGAAAGGGUAAGAAAAGAAAAGAAAAGAAAAAAAGUAUCUGAAAAGAUAAGAAAGAAGAAUACCAAAUCCCAUAUUCUAAAAGUUAGGUACUUGAAAAUUAUGAUUAUAGAGAAAGAAUAGUAUAAAUAAUAAUAAAAACAACAACAACAAAAAUAAUAAUAAUAAUAAUGCAUCAUGUGCGAAGAAUUGAACAGAUUCUUUCACGGAUUUACAUUUGGUUCAAGGAAAUUCAUGUUUGAAUAAAAUAUAAUAAAGUUCUAAACAAGAAGAACGAGACUACCUCCUCCUCAUCUUCUUCCACCAACCAUCAAACCCCAUCUAACCUCAUCCCAUCUGACCCUACCUGAUCCGUACCAAAGAUGAUAGAUGACGUGUACAUAAAAUAAAGGAAUUGUUCUCAAUUCUUUUCUCAUCCAUCCUCCUUCGAUAAGGAGUAAGAUAUCUUCAACUCACCGUACAUUCGCCAAGGUAUGUCUGCGCGAUCGCAGAUUGUGGUAACCCCUGAGCUCGCCUAUACUCCCCUGUUCGGCCUGCAUCCUGGCUUGCGCCGUUGCGGCUGCAGUGGCAAUCACAUGAUGCUGGUGCCCUGGGGCACCCGCUGUAGUGACGCUCCUGCGAGAACGCCAGCCCGUCCUGCUACCACCACCCCCGCCGCCACUUGGCGUUGGUGAUUUCUUCUGGUAUGGCCUGUAAAAUCAACUGUCACGAAAGAGGAAGGACCCCCCAAAAAAAAGGAAAAAAAAAAAAAAAAGGAACAGAAGGGAACGUGCCCCCCACCCCCUCCACAUUUAAUCGAAUCCAUUGAAGUGGAUUUUCUUGGCUAUCAAAUUUUCACUAAUGGCCCGGAAAGGAGAAUCGUUAUCUUCACGUUGAAUUUGUUUCUUUCCUGAAUGUUUUUAUUUAUUUAUUUAUUUUUUUUUUUUUUUCUUUAUUUCUUUCACCUAUUGGAUCAAAUUAUCGUCCGAAAAAAAAAAAACGAUUAUCAAUUAAUAAUAUAGAUAAUCGCGAUCGAUUCUUGAGAUCGAAGAAUUGUA
Molecule: messenger RNA, 6206 nt
Organism: Vespa velutina
Lineage: Eukaryota; Metazoa; Arthropoda; Insecta; Hymenoptera; Vespidae
Product: titin-like
Exons: 6
Coding region: 1-4797 (1598 amino acids)
Source: RefSeq, a predicted model, not a curated record